Lichtheimia ornata is the source of this 1770-nucleotide messenger RNA. RefSeq lists its product as uncharacterized. Bases 1 to 1770 code for a protein of 589 amino acids. The record is from RefSeq and is a predicted model, not a curated record. NCBI's taxonomy places the organism in Eukaryota, Fungi, Mucoromycota, Mucoromycetes, Mucorales, Lichtheimiaceae. Gene Ontology annotation, cellular component: cytoplasm. The transcript has 5 exons. Gene Ontology annotation, biological process: cytoskeleton organization; cell surface receptor signaling pathway. Gene Ontology annotation, molecular function: protein binding.
AUGUCUUCGCCUUCCUAUUCUUUGUUUGACUUUCCUUCACGCCAUACACCCUUUCGAAACCGGUCGCAUGCUUCGGCCUUGCUUGCUUUGCACCAACAACAUGGACGAGGGCCGACCCGAUCGAAUGCCAUUCAUCGAAAACGGAGGACCUUCAAAGACGACAUUAUAGCAUUUGCAGAACGCCAAUCGCAUGGACCGCCUUCAUACCCUGAUUAUCUCCAAGGCACCGUGUAUGCCAAACUUGUUCAUGAGCAACAUGCCUUGUACUGCAAAAAGUUUGGCAAGCAUCGCAACGGCCCGGUAGCUGAUCUUGUCGAGGUUGCACCAGACUCGUUUGUUGCAGCGUUGAUUACACACGAUUUAAGGCUGCCGACAGCAUGGAACCCAAAUGACAAGGGCGAAUUCGUGGAUAUCAGCGAAGAUUGCAUGGAACUUACAUAUAAAGGUGCUGGCAAGGAUGAUGCUGAUAUCUCUGCUGUACGAUCCAAUUUUCCAUUUCGGCCGCAAUGUGGAUUGUUUUAUUUCGAGGUGGAGAUCAUUUCCAAAGGUGUUGAUGGCCACAUUGGGAUCGGAUUCUGUUGGUCGAAUAGUACCUUGGAUCGAUUACCUGGAUGGGAAGAGCACACUUGGGGAUAUCAUGGAGAUGAUGGGCAUUUAUUCUCUGGACCAGGAACAAGUCGACCUUACGGACCCAAGUUUGGUACAGGCGACGUGAUCGGAUGUGGAUUUGAUUUUCGUACCAUGUCAGCAUUUUAUACCAAGAACGGUGUAUACCUCGGCACAGCAUUCCAGAAUAUCAGCAAUGGACGUGGCAUCUACCCUUUUGUUGGGUUUAAAACACCAGGCGAAAAGAUCCGAGCCAACUUUGGAAGUAAUCCUUUCAAGUUUGAUAUCGCUCAUCAUUACAAAGACCAAUCACGGGAAUCAUUCGCUCCUAUCACACAACUCUCUCGACCCAAAAACGAGGAAUUCAACACUAUUCUCGAAUAUCUUUUACAUAACGGAUACAGUCAAUCAGCGUCAGCAUUCAAACGUUCCAUUACUUGUACUCAACUACUAGACAACAACAGCAAUUCAAUGGAUGUGGAUAAUGAUAAAGAGACUGAAGCGGCUACAAGGAGAGAGAUCCGGCUGGCAUUAUUACGUGGCAACAUUGAUGAAGCGAUCGACAUUUGCAAUGCACACUAUCCUGGUGUAUUGGAUAAUAACGAGAUCAUUCGAUUCCGACUUGCCUGCCGAAAGUUUAUCGAGAUGGUUCACAGGAUACACAAGGAUGCUAUUGAUACCAUGGACAUUGAUGAUAAUACUACAACCAAACGACAUGCAGGUGUCAAACGCAGGAGGAGUGUCGCAGAGGCAAAUAAUAACGACACAAUGGAUGAAUCAUCAUCAGCAUCAUCAUCAACAGAAGAUACCAAUGAUCAACAACUUGAAGGUGUGAUGGCCUUUGGUAAAGAGAUUCAAAAGACCUAUGCCAACUUGGUGGAAAAUGAACCUGAGCUGAAAAAGGAGCUUACAGCGACAUUCUCAGCAUUAGCGUACGUCGAUGUCAAGAAUUCUGCCGUAUCCUACUUGUUUGACUCGAGUCAUUUAGAAAAAUUGGCGAGUGAUCUUAAUGCAGCCAUUCUUGUAUCCCAAAAACGAUAUCCCACAACAUCCCUUGAACGAUUAUAUCGCCAAACAGCAGCAGUGAUUAGUGACCUUGUGUUGGUUGGAAAUAGUCAUGCAGCGAUGCUUGAACCCGAGAGACUGCUUCCCAGAAAGGAAUAA